Molecule: messenger RNA, 1763 nt
Organism: Teleopsis dalmanni
Lineage: Eukaryota; Metazoa; Arthropoda; Insecta; Diptera; Diopsidae
Product: mitochondrial ribonuclease P protein 1 homolog
Exons: 3
Coding region: 71-1570 (499 amino acids)
Biological process (GO): mitochondrial tRNA 5'-end processing; positive regulation of mitochondrial translation
Cellular component (GO): nucleoplasm; nucleus; mitochondrion
Molecular function (GO): tRNA binding
Source: RefSeq, a predicted model, not a curated record
AAUAACAGAAUUUGAGGUUAUUCUUUGUGUUAUUACCGCACGUUCAAAUGUUCAUGAUUUAAAUAAUAAAAUGUUAAAGGCUGUUUUUAAUGUAAUUGGACUAAGUCCAAUAUCAAAUCAACGAAAAGUAUUUAUAAAUGCUGUCAGAAUAUAUAAACGGGCACUUACAACAGAUGUAAAAAAUUCAGCAGCGCUAAAACAGAAGGACGAAACUGCAGAUGAAUUAAAAGUACAGAAAGUGACAGGUUCUUUAGCAGCUAAUGCAGCCUUAACUCAAAACAUAACUAAUCAUACUAUAGAGUUAGAAACAAAUAAAAUAAAUAUAACUAAAGAAGAAAAUAAAGAAACACAGACCAUAGUACAAAAUUUUAAAAACCCAUUUGGGGAUAAGCACUCGCAAAAACAAACCAGUGAACCCGCAGCCCCAGUUAUAUCGGAUGAGGAACGUGAACGUAGAUUAAAAGUUCUAAAAUUGGAAGUAGAUAUUGCAAAUCAAGAAGGUCGGCGUGUACCAUCUUUAGACUUUUUUGAAGAUAAACAUUGGGAACAUAUUUUAACAUUACCAACCAAAUCAGCACGAUCUCGGUAUUAUGCCUAUUUAUGGCAGAUACAGGUAAAAAGUGAAUCUAAGCAAAGAAAAAAAGAAGAACGAGCGGUAGAAAUACAAAAGCGUAGAGAAGAUAUAUUGCGCCAGAACGAAGAAAAUAAUCAUAUAAUUUAUGGACUAAAUAAUUGUUCAUUUUUCCUGCGUAUAUAUGAUUCCACAAUAAAUCAUUGGAUGAAUAACAGACUUGUAAGUGCUAUGCAAUACUCACCGAAGUUAAUUAUGGAUUGUUCGUACGACCGACACAUGACCAAAAGAGAAGCUAUUAAUGCUUCAAAACAGUUAAUGAUAAGUUUUGCAGAAAAUCGUUUACAUGACGAACCAUUUGAUUUGCACUUUUGUGGUGCCAAUAUAAAUAGUGUUUGUAUGUCAAGUCUGCAUCGUUACAUACCUACAAUGAUGCAUCAGGAUUUUCCAAUGAAUGUUCAUGAAAAAUGUUUUACAGAAAUAUUUCCAAAAGAAAAUUUAGUAUAUUUAACACCACAUUGUCGGAACGACUUAAACGAAUAUAAUCCUGAUGAUAUAUAUAUAAUUGGCGCCAUGGUUGAUACGUCUAACAAUGAGCCACUUUCGUUAGCAAAAGCUAAAAAAUUGGGUUUACGUAUGGCGCGUUUACCACUCGAACAUUAUUUACAGUGGGGAGCCGGUUCAGGGAAAUCAUUAACUCUCAAUCAAAUGGUUAGUAUUAUGUUGGAUAUUAAAAAAACUGGCGAUUGGAUGAAAGCGUUCUCACAUGUACCAAGGCGUAAAGUUGUCAAUAUUGAAAUGGAACAAACACAGAACAGAAAAUUUUUAAAUAAGCGUGCAAAUCAAUUCAAUAUACGGACCAGAGGUAUAUUGGAUGAAGACGAUUUUGACAAUAAUAACAGUAACCGUACUUACAAUAAAGUACGUGUAUUUAAAGAUGAUAAUCUGGAAUUUAAUUUAAAUACAUGGGCUUCAAAGAAGAGAAACAAAAAUAGUUAGAACUAUAAUGUGUAACAAAUUUAUUAAGCAAUUAAAAGUUAAACAAUGAGACGAAAAAAUUUGAGAUUUUAAUUAAUUACUGCAGUUCAAUUUUGUAUAUUGUAAAGCUGUUUGAAUUUCGAUACAUAAUAUCUGAUGAUGACAACGUUUCAUAUUUCACUUUAGUUCUAUGGUUUUGUAACGCAAUGGCUUU